Vicia villosa (hairy vetch) is the source of this 980-nucleotide messenger RNA. RefSeq names its product transcription factor bHLH117-like. Gene Ontology annotation, biological process: regulation of DNA-templated transcription. Bases 17 to 895 code for a protein of 292 amino acids. Lineage: Eukaryota; Viridiplantae; Streptophyta; Magnoliopsida; Fabales; Fabaceae. Gene Ontology annotation, molecular function: DNA-binding transcription factor activity; protein dimerization activity. The transcript has a single exon. The record is from RefSeq and is a predicted model, not a curated record.
UCUCAAGCAUCAAUCAAUGGACCCAAUGUUUCCCGGCGACACCUCCUCCUCCGCCAUAGACCCAAUGUUCUCCGCCUUCAGCCUCCAAUCUCUUCUCACUUUCAACCCUUCCUUCUUCACUGACAACUUCCACACCAUAACCGACGAACCUCAACUUCCCAACCUCCCUCAAUCUGCCACCGACCAAACUCCUUACCUUAACAACAAGAACAAUUUCCUCAUUGUUCCAAAAACCGAACACCCUCUUAAUCUUCCUCAACUAGAAGAACAUCUCCCAUUUCAACAACAACCCUUCAACUUCCUCCCCCAAUACUACCCACCACCCUUUGAUACUUUCCACCGUCUCCCUCAGCUUCAUUCCCUUGAACACUCUAACAGAAAACGCCUCCGCCACCCAGAAACAACUCCUCCACCACCACCACCACAGAAACAACCUCACUUUGUCCGUGGAAAAUCUCCUUCCUUGAUUCCUCAGAGCAAGUUAGCAAGACAGAGAAGACAAACGCUAAGCGACAAAACACGUUGUUUGCAGAAACUAAUGCCAUGGGAUAAGAAAAUGGAUCAAGCUACCCUUUUUGAAGAGGCUUACAAAUAUGUCAAGUUUUUGCAGGCACAGUCAUCUGUUCUUCAGUCAAUGCCUUCUCAUUCAACCACAACCUACAGCGGAGGCGGCGGCGACGGUGUUUUUGGUGAAUUGAAGAAGCUGAACCGAAGCCAGGCGUUGCAAGUUGUGGUGAACUCACCGGUAGCACAAACAAAGCUUUGUUCACAGGGCUACUGUGUUUUCUCCAUGGAACAAAUCUCUGUGCUCAGAAAAUCAUCAGAGAGAAGACAACAACAGCAGCAGCAGAAUAUCUCUGAUAAUGAUUCUUCUUCCAAGACUUUCUUUCACUAAGGAUUGACAAAACGACAUCGUUUCUAACAUCUUUUCAAUGUCUUUUUAUGCUUACUCUCUGUUUCUGUCAAAGCUUUGUAGUGAU